AAUACAAAAAGCAAAACAAAACAUUACCAUUUUGCUCUUCCUCUUUAUCUUUCUUCUUCGUUUCGAUAGCCUGAUCCUAUACAUCUCUUUGUUUUUGGAAUAAAGACGAAAAAGAACAAAAAAUUGAAAAUGGUGGAUCUAUUGAACUCGGUGAUGAACCUGGUGGCGCCUCCGGCGACGAUGGUGGUGAUGGCCUUCGCAUGGCCAUUACUGUCUUUCAUUAGCUUCUCCGAACGGGUUUACAACUCUUAUUUCGCCACUGAAAACAUGGAAGAUAAAGUCGUAGUCAUCACCGGAGCUUCCUCCGCUAUUGGAGAGCAAAUAGCGUAUGAAUAUGCAAAGAGAGGAGCGAAUUUGGUGUUGGUGGCUAGGAGAGAGCAGAGACUAAGAGUUGUGAGCGAUAAGGCCAAGCAAAUUGGAGCCAACCACGUCAUCAUCAUCGCUGCUGANGUUGGAAGUUACAGGUGCGGUCAACUGAACUGA
Messenger RNA from Camelina sativa (false flax), 483 nucleotides. The record is from RefSeq and is a predicted model, not a curated record. NCBI's taxonomy places the organism in Eukaryota, Viridiplantae, Streptophyta, Magnoliopsida, Brassicales, Brassicaceae.